Molecule: messenger RNA, 2697 nt
Organism: Gordionus sp. m RMFG-2023
Lineage: Eukaryota; Metazoa; Nematomorpha; Gordioida; Chordodea; Parachordodidae
Product: cleavage and polyadenylation specificity factor subunit 2-like
Exons: 18
Coding region: 1-2559 (852 amino acids)
Biological process (GO): mRNA 3'-end processing by stem-loop binding and cleavage
Cellular component (GO): mRNA cleavage and polyadenylation specificity factor complex
Molecular function (GO): RNA binding
Source: RefSeq, a predicted model, not a curated record
AUGACAUCCAUAAUUAAAUUUGAACCUUUAUCUGGGGUUUAUGAUGAAUCACCUCUUGCAUAUUUAUUACAAAUAGAUGAAUUUACGUUUCUUCUAGACUGUGGUUGGGAUGAAAAUUUUAAUUUAAAUCAUAUAAAAAAUAUAAAGAAAUAUAUUCAUCAAAUUGAUGCAGUUUUACUAUCAUACCCUGACCUGUAUCAUUUGGGAGCUUUGCCUUAUUUGGUGGGUAAAUGUGGCUUAUUAGCUCCUAUUUAUGCAACUAUACCUGUUUAUAAAAUGGGUCAAAUGUUUAUGUAUGAUAUAUAUCAAUCAAGGUAUAAUAAUGAAAAUUUUGAUGUCUUUUCACUUGAUGAUGUGGAUACAGCUUUUGAUCGUAUUACUCAACUUAAAUUUUCACAGACAGUUGGACUUAAGAGUAAGGGUCAUGGUUUACAAAUAACUCCCAUUUCUGCUGGACAUAUGAUUGGGGGGACUAUAUGGAAAAUAGUCAAAGAUGGAGAAGAAGAAAUUAUAUAUGCAGUUGACUUUAAUCACAAAAAAGAACGUCAUUUAAACGGUUGCCAAAUCUUGGAAAGUCUAUCUAGCCGCCAAAAUAUUAAAGGUAUUGGCAGCAGCACUUUAUCCACUGACAAACCAUGCAGCUUGCUUAUAACGGACACAAUAAAUGCACUCUACGAACAAAGCAGGCGACGGGUAAGGGACGAAGCCUUAGUGACAAAAAUACUUCACACGCUCAGAAGUCAAGGCGGGAACGUUCUUUUACCCAUAGAUACAGCUGGUCGGGUUUUGGAAAUCGCUCAUCUAUUGGAUCAACUAUGGCGUAAUCCCGAUUCAGGGUUUGGUUCAUAUCCCCUUGUCCUCUUGAACAACGUUAGUUAUAAUGUAGUCGCCUUUGCUCAGUCGCAAAUAGAAUGGAUGAGCGAAAAAAUUUCAAAAUCCUUGGUCAUCAAUAGUGAUGGAAAUAUAAAUUCUUCUUCCAGCCCAGAUUUUCACAAUUCCAUGAAUCAAUCUCCUUUCCAUUUCAAGCAUUUGCUACUCUGCCAUAGCCUGUCAGAACUCGAUAAAAUACCUGACCCUAAAGUGGUGUUAGCCUCUAGCCCAGCCUUGGACAGCGGAUUUUCAAGAGAUCUUUUUUUGGAAUGGUGUGGAAACUCUAAAAAUUCUGUUAUUCUAACCGUCAGAACGACCCCUGGCACUCUGGCUAGAACCUUGAUCGAUGAUCACACUGGUUCUAUUAAGACGAUAACGCUGGAAGUUAAGAAACGCGUUAAAUUAGAGGGAGAAGAGCUCGUAGAAUACAUAAAAAAGAAAAGGUAUAAUAAUCAUAAUCAUCUCAACCCAAUACACCCCUGGAGAAAACAAAAGAAACGAUUAUCUACAGAAGCUACAGAAGAACUAACCAGCACGGAGAUCGACAAAAAACCGGAAGAGAAGGCUUCGAAAAAAUUAUCCGAUUCUGAUUUCUCUACUGGUAGCGAUGAUUCGGAACUUUCUAGCACAUCCUCAAGUUCUGAUGACUACGAAAGUCUAACUCGCGACGAUAGUAAUAAAUCGUUUAGCUCCAAGAAAACUAAAUCACGACAGAGAUUACCAUACGAUACUUACAUAAAAGACGAUGUUUACAUUGACGAAUUACAAAUAACCGAUUUUAAGAGAUAUCGAAAACGAUUGGUCAUGUUUCCUUAUGUCGAACACAAAGUUAAAUGGGACGAUUAUGGGGAACCAAUAGAUCCAAACGACUUUAAUUUAUUCGAGAAAAUGAGCAUAGCAGACGAUAACACCAAUAAAGUUGAAAACAAUGAUGCCACUAAAAAAGAAAAUGAGAACAAUAAAUCUCCCAACGACGUUAAAAAUUUUACCUUUUCCGAACCUACAAAAUGUAUUUCGACCCCGAGAACCUUAAAUAUUCGAGCGUCAAUCACUUUCAUUGAUUUCGAAGGCAAGUCCGAUGGCGAAUCCUAUAAAAAAAUCAUAUCUCAAAUUAAGCCCAAACAAUUGAUAUUGGUACACGGUCCUGAACACGCCACGAUGGUUAUGGCAGAUUACUUUAAAAAUCAUCCUUCAUUAGGUAUACCUAAGAAUAAAAUAUUUUGUCCAAAAUUAAACGAGGUGCUUAACGCUACGCUAGAAUCUCGGAUAUUUAAAGUAAAAAUGAAGGAUUCGCUCACUAGUACUUUUCGAUUUUCCAGAUAUAAAGGCAUCGAAUUGUCUAAAUUAGACUCUAGCGUUGUGUAUGAGCAAGAUGAACAUGAUAUCGAAAAAGAUGGCGACAAUCGGAUUCCUUGUUUAGAUGCUCCCAACCCUGAAUCUACUGAAAAUAACGAUGGGAACGUGAAGACCGGAACCCAUUUUAUUGGUGAUAUUAAGUUGACCGAUCUUAAACAAAUAUUGAUUUCUUCUGGACUUCAACAAGUCGAAUUUAUAGGACCAGUAUUGGUCUGCAACGAGUUAAUCGCUAUCAGAAAGAAUGAAGCAGGAAAAUUAACUUUCGAAGGACCUAUAUGCAAAGAUUAUUUUAAAAUAAGGGAUAUUUUUUAUCAACAAUUCGCAAUUUUAUAAGUUAUAUAAAUAACAUUUUGUACAUAGUGUAUAAUAUAUAUAUAUAAUUCGGCACGAAUAUGAAUAAAUAGAAGAAUAUCAUCUUUUGACUGACUUUCAAAUUUAAUUUAUAAAUUGCUGAUUAAUAUUUCUAUAUUU